AUGUUCUCGCUGCUGGGCGCACCCUUUGGUGUACCGGGUAUUAACUACGUGACAGUGUUAAGUAUGAUGCACUGCACGCCUGAUGCAACUCGUCGUGCGUUGGGGUAUUAUCGCAGCAUUUCUGUGGCGACGAUCGAGGACUCUUUCUACGGUGUGAUGAUAGGCAACCUCAUUAUUACCUGUGGCGUGCUGUUGGUGCAUUUUUUGGUGAUUCUGUCGUUGAAGUGGAAAGGCAAAGGUUCAUGGACGAGGACGGCGGAACGCUGCUUUUUUCCUGGCAUUCCGUUACUUUUUCUUGUGAAUCUGUUUGUGGGGACCUCCUUUGCGUCAAUGCAGGGGCUUUCAUCCAAGGUAGGGUCUACGCUGGUGCUGAGCAUCGUCAUGCUUCUGCUGUUUGUCGGCGGCCUCAUUGUGGUCCUUUGUGUGUCGAUGGCGAAGGCACGAUUGACAUUUUAUCCCAUUCUGUCUUUGGAGGGCACUACUCUGCUGAGCAAAAACUCGUGUAUGUCAAUGUUGGCUGCUGGAUGGUUGUUGCGCGUGGGCGGCUUUUGGCUACCGGCUACGGUGGCAAAUGGCUUUUUCCUGCUGUUGAUGAAUCUGCGUCGGUCCCGCGUAGUGUGGGUAACGUUGUGGCUGUGGGCGCCCUUGGUUGUUGCUGUGUUUGCGGCACUUCCGGCGCAGACAGCCGCUGGUUGUAUCGCUAUUCAUGUUGUGCUUAUUUUAUGUCACUUAAUUUUUUUUGGGGCCGUUGCGGUGUUCCGUCCGCUCAUCUCGCCGCUGGAUAACGGCUACUAUCUCCUUGUGGUGCUUGUGAGCGUGUGGCUUCUCGCUGCCGACAUCGAACUCCUCCUGCAUCCCGACAAUGAACCUGCUCUGUUUGCCGCUUGCACUGCUGCCAUUGUUGCUAUCGUCGCGUUCUUUGUGUACAUCGUUCUGAAGACGCUGCAGGUGAUUGCGUUUGCCAGAAGGAAAUGGGCGGGUGCGGAUGUGCGUUGA
Trypanosoma cruzi is the source of this 996-nucleotide messenger RNA. RefSeq lists its product as uncharacterized. The transcript has a single exon. NCBI's taxonomy places the organism in Eukaryota, Euglenozoa, Kinetoplastea, Trypanosomatida, Trypanosomatidae. Bases 1 to 996 code for a protein of 331 amino acids. The record is from RefSeq and is a predicted model, not a curated record.